GUCAUACCAUUUUCUUCCCAUCUCUCUCUCUUUCUCUCUCAUCAAAACAAAUUUCACAUUGGAAAAAUUUUGAAAAUUGAGAAUUUUUUUUGGGGGAAAGCCUCAAAUUUGCAAUCUCCUUCCUUCAACGUCAAAACCGUUCUUUAUCGCCUCCUUCAAUCCCAUAUUCCAUUCCCUAACACACUACCUCUGAUUCUCUUGUGUUUCUGCCCUCUUAUUUCUUCGCUCUGAGAAACCCUAUUUUUCUUCUUUUGAUCCACGCUUCUUCCGCAUUCAUUUCGCUCUACUUUGAUGCCCAAACUUUGUUGUUUCUACAUUUUCUUGGGUUCUUCGUCUUCUUCGUCCCCGACCCAUUUUUGAUUCGCCGACACUUCCGACAUUUUUGGGAUUGGAAUAGUUUUUUUGUGUUUUGGGGUUUCAUAAAACCGACCCUUCUGGAAACUAGUUCUAGGGUUUCCAUUUUCGGCCUCUUUAGGGUUUCAUCCCGGUGUUUAGAUUAGAUUUGGAUGUCUUCCUGAAUCUAUUUUUUCUUUUUUCUUUUUUAAUCUUUUUCUCUUGGGUGUGUUUUUCUUGUGGGGAACUCGGGGGAUCCUGGAAUUUUGUUCAGGAUUAUUCUAUGUUUGUUUGUGUUGUAUAUGCUUGGCAAUUUCUAACUUUAAACGCAAACGAAUUCGAGGGGAAACAAAUCCUAUCUCGUUUGGCUUAUCGAGCACUGAAAGUUUCCUUUUUGACUGAAAGGAACCUAAUCAAGAAGUUUGUGGAAAUUCUCAAAUUUCAAUUUCUUUUUAGUCAGCUUCUUCCCUCUUAGUAUAUUUUGCGUUUGUCGUUCGCUUUGUUUGUGGAUAAAGGAGGAAGAUAGAGUUUCUUUCCUUGUGGGGGGGCAGGCUCUCGAGAAAAGGGUCUAAUCGUUGUAGAGUUAAUUGAGUUGAGGGAAAGUCUAGGCUUGCAUGGGCGAACAUGAGGGGUGGGCACAGCCACCAAGUGGGCUAUUGCCCAACGGUCUUUUGCCCGAUGAGGCAGCUACGGUCAUGCGAGUGCUUGAUUCUGAUAGAUGGUCGAGGGCGGAGGAGCGAACCACCGAGCUAAUUGCCUGCAUUCAGCCUAAUCCUCCCUCUGAAGAACGCCGAAAUGCUGUUGCAGACUAUGUGCAGCGGCUGAUCAUGAAAUGCUUCCCCUGCCAGGUUUUCACUUUUGGGUCUGUUCCCCUGAAAACAUAUUUGCCUGAUGGAGACAUUGACUUAACGGCAUUUAGCAAGAAUCAAAAUUUAAAGGAGACAUGGGCCCAUCAGGUUCGGGAUAUGCUUGAAAGCGAGGAGAAGAAUGAGAAUGCUGAAUUUCGUGUGAAAGAGGUUCAGUACAUUAAAGCUGAGGUUAAGAUAAUUAAGUGCCUAGUGGAAAAUAUAGUUGUAGACAUCUCAUUUGAUCAGCUUGGUGGAUUGUGCACCCUUUGUUUCCUGGAGGAGGUUGAUCAUUUAAUAAACCAAAAUCACUUGUUCAAGCGUAGUAUUAUACUGAUCAAAGCCUGGUGUUAUUAUGAGAGUCGAAUAUUGGGUGCACACCAUGGACUUAUAUCUACUUAUGCCUUGGAAACUUUGGUCCUCUACAUAUUUCAUGUGUUCAACAAUUCCUUCGCUGGUCCCCUUGAGGUCCUUUAUCGCUUUUUAGAGUUCUUUAGCAAGUUCGACUGGGAUAAUUUUUGUGUUAGCCUAUGGGGACCUGUACCCAUUAGUUCCCUACCAGAUGUAACAGCUGAACCUCCACGUAAAGAUGGUGGAGAGUUACUUCUCAGCAAGUUAUUUCUUGAAGCAUGCAGUUCAGUUUAUGCUGUUUUUCCUGGAGGCCAGGAGAAUCAAGGGCAGCCUUUUGUUUCUAAACAUUUCAAUGUAAUAGACCCUUUGCGUGUAAACAACAACCUUGGGCGUAGCGUAAGCAAAGGUAACUUCUUCAGGAUACGUAGUGCAUUUGCAUUUGGAGCUAAAAGAUUGGCAAGGUUGUUUGAAUGCCCCAGAGAAGAUAUCCUCUUAGAAUUGAAUCAAUUUUUUUUGAACACUUGGGAGAGACAUGGCAGUGGCCAACGUCCUGAUGUUCCUAAGACUGACUUGAAGUGCUUGAGAUUAUCAAAUUCAGAUCAUUCACAUGGUUCUGAGAAUCUUAGAAACAAAUCAAACAGCAAAAGGAAUGAGAAUUCCUCUGCUCGUGAAACCCAAGAUGUUGUGUCCCGUGGCUCUCACACUGUGAACUCCCUUCAAGUUAAUUCUCCCUUGGAAAGUGCAUCCAGAAAUGACACUUCUACAAUUUCUCGUAAUCAAGCACAAAGGAGUUCUGGCAGUUCAAACAACUCGAGGUCCUCUGAUCAUAGUAGGAAAGAAACAAACUACAAUCAUGGUACCCUUGUAGAUAGAGGUCAGAGAUAUUCUAAACCCGAGAACCAUGUGAAUGAUGUACAGGGAAGGUUUCUGUUUGCAAGGACACGUUCUAGCCCAGAGCUUACUGACACCUACAGUGAAGUUUCAUCUCCAUCAAGGCGUAACAGAGUUUCUGAAAGUGGGAAAGCGCAUCCUAACAGAACAGAUGCCAGCAGGAGGAAAAACCUAGAAUCUGAUAGUGUGGAAAACCACUUGAUGAGAUCUUCAACAGACGAUCCUUCAAUUGUUAGACAUGUCGCAUCCCGUCAAAGCAUUGAUGCUUCUGCUGAUUCCAACAGUGGUUCAAAUAGUUACCAGGAUGAGUCAGGCCCAGGAGCUGUCGGUGAAGAUUUUGCUUCUAUUUCAGGGACACUGGCGAUGCAUCAGGAGGAGCAAGAUCUUGUUAACUUGAUGGCAUCAUCUACGGCCCAUAAUUUUAAUGGGCAGGUUCAUCUGCCGCUGAACUUGACGACUGGUCACUUACCUCUUCCAUUACCCUCUUCUGUUUUAGCUCCUAUGGGCUAUGCUCCAAGGAACUUGGGAGGAAUGGUUCCCACCAAUAUUCCCUUGAUUGAGACUCCUUGGGGCACAAAUAUGCAUUUCCCACAAGGUUUCGUUCCUUCUCCAUUGACUCAUUAUUUCCCUGGCAUGGGUUUAACAACAAGUUCAGAAGAUGGCAUUGAGUCGGGCAAUGAAAAUUUUAGUUCUGUAGAAAUGAAUUCAAGAGAAGGCGAUCAAGACUUUUGGCAUGAGCAAGAUAGGAAUUCUACUGCUGGGUUUGAUCAUGAUAAUGGGGCGUUUGAAGUGCUUCAGUCAGAUGAUAAGCAACAGUCAACUUCUGGGGGUUUUAACUUUGUUCCUUCAUCUCGAAUGUCUGUAUCUGGCACUACUACAGCUGCCCAUAAGAAACACACCAAAGAAAAUCGAGUGGCAAUGAAGGAUGGGAAUGCAAAUGCUUAUCAAGAUGACAGAGAGAAUGAAGCAUGUUAUGAUGACAGACCGUCUUCUUUUAGGUCAACUACUACUGUUGUACAUUGUAGUGGCCUAAGAAAUAAGAGCACCAUAGAAAAUUCUUGGGAAGAGUUGUCUUCAAGAGCCUCAAAAUCAUCAAGAGAAAAACGGGGAUGGAAAUCGAAUGCCUUGGAGUUGCCAUCCUCUUAUGGGAAAGGCAAAAAUGUUUCUGAGCAUUCAUCUACUGUAGCUGAUGAAGAUAGCAGAGAUUGGAAUCACCUCCCUACUAUGGGUGCUGAAGUUGCCGAGAUAAGUGCUGGGCCUCAAUCGCUAGCAUCUGCGCAUGCUACAAGGCAUCAAAUAGCUGGGCUCGAACCAUCCCAAACAACUGGGUCAGAUCCACUAAUACCUCUUGGUCCUGUGCUUUUAGGUGGCCCAGGUUCUAGACAAAGAGCUGUUGAUAAUUCUGGAGUGGUUCCUUUUGCAUUUUAUCCCACAGGGCCACCGGUUCCAUUUGUUACAAUGCUUCCAGUGUAUAAUUUUCCAACUGAGACAGGAACUUCAGAUGCAUCAACGAGCCAUUUCAGCGAGGAGGACUCCUUGGAUAAUGUCGAUACUUCUCAGAACACAGAUUCGUCUGAAGGACAUAAUAAGCCUGAUGUUUUAACCUCUAAUCCUAUUGGAGGGUCUUCCUUUAUUGAACCUUUAGAACCUAAACCGGACAUUCUUAAUAGUGAUUUUGCUAGUCACUGGCAAAAUUUGCAAUACGGGCGGUUUUGCCAAAAUUCUAGGCAUCCAACACCUGUGAUUUAUCCUUCACCUGUUGUUGUGCCUCCUGUCUACCUACAGGGCCGUUUUCCAUGGGAUGGUCCUGGAAGACCUCUUUCUGCUAACAUGAAUUUAUUCACUCUGAGUUACGGGUCUCGUCUGGUUCCUGUUUCUCCUCUCCAGUCUGUUUCCAACAGGCCUAAUAUAUAUCAGCACUACAUUGAUGAAAUGCCAAGACAUCGCAGUGGGACCGGAACGUACUUGCCGAAUCCUAAGGCUUCAGGGCGGGAACGGCAUUCUUCAAAUGCUAGACGAGGAAACUACAGCUACGAUAGAAGUGAUAGUCAUGGUGAAAGAGAUGGGAACUGGAACAUCAAUUCAAAAUCACGAGCUUCCGGUCGUCGUGGCCAAGUUGAUAAGUCAAAUUCCAGGUUAGACCGCCUGUCUGCAAAUGAAAGUCGAGCUGAAAGGGCAUGGGGCUCACAUAGGCAUGAUUCCAUGGCAUCAUACCAGUCCCAGAAUGGUCCGAUGCGUUCAAACUCGACACAGAGUGGUUCUACUAGUAUGGCUUAUGGCAUGUAUCCAUUACCAGGCAUGAAUCCCGGCGUCGUGUCUUCAAAUGGACCUUCCAUGCCUUCUGUUGUGAUGCUAUAUCCGUUGGAUCAUAAUGCCGGGUAUGGUUCGUCUGCAGAACAGCUCGAGUUUGGAUCUCUUGGACCCGUAGGUUUUGCUAAUCUAAACGAAGUGUCACAAAUGAACGAGGGAGGCAGAAUGAGUAGAGCAUUUGAGGAUCAAAGGUUUCAUGGUAGUUCAAAUCAACGCACUCCUCUCGAAGAACCUCCUUCACCUCAUCUACAGAGGUAGCCUUAGCUUAUUUUCCUUCACGACUGAACUAUUUUGCAAGAUAGAGAAGCGUCAACUGAAAAGAAGAUAAUGUCAUGAUUCUCGUCAAGCUGUGUCGGUUGCAUCCGUUGAUUCUACUAGCAGCUUGCAGCGUCUCACGAACCGAAACGGGUACCACCACCUUUAAACUCCUUAAUGCAUCAAGAACUCCCCACCCUUUGCACACUGUUUUUCCUCCCAAGAGCAUCCACAGGAGGAGAUUCCAUUAUUUCGGCAAAUAAAUGCUGAGGAGGAGUUUCCAGUUGAAAGGGGAGGGGAACCGAGGGAGGAGGUGACGACAAUGGAAGAAGUCUAUGCUGUGUAAUCUCGUUUUUACCAUCGUCGCGUAGAGUGAGACAUCAUCCUCCGGUUUAGUUUAACCAAUGUUCUCAUGGAUAAAAUGAUGGCGCACGGUACUUUGUAUGUGUAUAUUACGGAGCAAAAUCCAAUCCCAUUUAGAGGGACAGAAAGUGGCUGUGAAGGAAGGACGGACGAUCGCGGGUCUCGGGUGAUUAGAAGAAGAAGAAGAUGGUCAUUCUAUGGUUUAGAUACGUUAAAAACUAAUGAAGUUAGAAAGUAGAAAUCAUUUGGGUUGGAAUUUGGGGUGUUUCAUCCCCCCAUAUCAUUACAACACGAUUUGUUUCCUUGAAAUUCUGUCGCAAAAGUACAUUACAUUAGGUUGCCAAUUUAGAGUCUCACUUCACUUUGUAAUAGCUUUUUUUUUCUUCUUCUUUACAAACUCCUUCCCCUUUGCACAUUAUGACUUUGACAGAAUAGCAAUGACAGCAGCAGCAGCAUUAAACCAUCCAAAA
This is a messenger RNA of Momordica charantia (bitter melon), 5818 nucleotides long. RefSeq names its product nucleotidyltransferase. The record is from RefSeq and is a predicted model, not a curated record. NCBI's taxonomy places the organism in Eukaryota, Viridiplantae, Streptophyta, Magnoliopsida, Cucurbitales, Cucurbitaceae.